GCAUCUGUCAAGCUCCUUCCGUUUGAGAAUGUUUUGGUGACCUUAGGACUGUCUCUGCUGCCGCUGCCGCCCGUGAGCCUCUGCUGCCCACGCUGGCGAGAGGCCAGCCCGCGGCUGGUGCAGCCCGUGGCCGCACCUUGGCCCUCAGCAUCUCAGAUGAUACAUCAGCAGCCUAACCCAGGUAUACAUUAUGAGUAUAUCAUUCCAGGAGACAAUGUCAUUAGUCCUCAGUUGCUUGCUCACAGGAGGCCAGGGGAGCCCUUGAACGGUCAGUUAGGAAUACCAGAAAGUACAAACCAUGAGGAUGAGGAUUUGCAUAGGGAGACAGACACUCUCACUGGACAGUCAGCUGGAACUUUCCCAGUUAUUCAUCCAGGAAGAUUUCCUUCUCAUCAACCAGAAAACCAGGUGCCUGCUGUGCAACCACCAAGACAAAACCGAGAACACAACUGGAAACAGAUUGGAAAAACUGAGUGCACUACUACAUGUGGGAAAGGGUCACAGUACCCAGUUUUCCACUGCGUCAACAGAGUCACUCAUGAGGAGGUAUCUGAGAGUUACUGUGACAGCAACACCAAACCUAUUCCAGAAGAGGAGGCCUGCAACCUCUUCCCAUGUCCAGCUUUCUGGGAUAUAGGGGAGUGGUCUGAGUGCAGCAAAACAUGUGGUCUUGGUAUGCAGCAUCGACAGAUCUUAUGCCGGCAAAUGUAUGCCAACCGUACCUUGACAGUUCAGCAGUACCGCUGUCAUCACCUGGAGAAACCAGAGACAACCAGCACUUGCCAGCUGAAGAUCUGCAGUGAAUGGCAGAUUAGGACAGAGUGGACUUCAUGUUCAGUGCCUUGCGGAGUGGGGCAGAGGACCCGAGAUGUGAAAUGUGUCAGCAACCUUGGAGACAUUGUUGAUGAUGAGGAAUGUAACAUGAAGCUGCGGCCAAAUGAUAUUGAGAACUGCGACAUGGGUCCCUGUGCUAAGAGCUGGUUCCUUACAGAGUGGAGUGACAGGUGUUCUGCAGAAUGCGGUGACGGAGUCCGUACGCGUUCAGUGGUUUGUAUGACAAACCAUGUCAGCAGUUUGCCUCUGGAAGGCUGUGGCAAUAACAGACCCUCCGAAACGACUCUCUGUAAUAAUGGACCCUGUGCUGGUAAAGUGGAGUGGUUUGCUGGGGGCUGGACACAGUGCUCUACUGAAUGUGGCAGUGGAACUCAACAGAGAGAAGUCAUUUGUGUUAGGAAAACUGAAGGUAAUUUUGAUGUUUUGAACCCCUACGAAUGUUCGUAUUUGGAAAAGCCUCCCAGCCAGCAGUCCUGCUACCUCAAACCCUGUGGAUCUAAGUGGUUUCAUACAGAAUGGAGCACA
Molecule: messenger RNA, 1359 nt
Organism: Phaethon lepturus (White-tailed tropicbird)
Lineage: Eukaryota; Metazoa; Chordata; Aves; Phaethontiformes; Phaethontidae
Product: thrombospondin type-1 domain-containing protein 4-like
Exons: 8
Biological process (GO): extracellular matrix organization
Cellular component (GO): extracellular matrix
Molecular function (GO): metalloendopeptidase activity
Source: RefSeq, a predicted model, not a curated record